AUGCCCAUUAACCUCACUCCUGCAUAUAUCCUGAACAAGAUUCUUGACGAGGAGGAGUAUAAUGAAGGCAUCGAUGCUAUCAUCGAGAGAGAGUUCUUCCCGCAAGUGGGUCGUUUGCGUGCUGAAAAUGAGUAUCUGGAUGCCAAAGCCGAGAAUGAUGUGAUUGGGAUGCGCACCAUCGCAAGAAAAGCUGCGAUGGCGCGUACGCUUGAGGGUACCCCGGCCGCCUCGCCCCAUAUCCGGACGCCAGGCGCUCUUCCCUCUGUCACUCCUUCGUUACUUGGAGGUCGCGGGAAUGAAACUCCCGGUGUCAGCGGAACACAGUAUUUUUCAGGACAGGAGGCAAGUCAAUCGGAGGGACCCAGAGUUAAGGCCUCUACCGGUCUGAAUGAGUUCUUACGCACUCACGCUAGUGAAGAUAACGCAGAGUUUGAAGUGUUAAUGGCGAAGCAACGAGAAGCCAACAAGCAGAAGUACGCAUGGCUACACGCCGUCGAGGCUAAAAGCGAAGAGAAGAGGCUGGCCAUUACAGCGGCUCAGGAUGAAAAUCUCGGAGUGGUCAAGACUAUCGAAGCGGCACGGGAUAACAGUACAAAUGGAGCGCUAAUUGGCUGGGAUUACAAGAAUAAAAACUCGCUGAUGUAUUUUCCCGACGGCACGAACCAGUCCGUAUCCACGCUGGAUUCAGUCAAGGCAGCCAGUAAGCAGGUGGUUGUCGCUAACACACGCCUAAGGGAAAACCCCUUCAAAAAACCGGCUGAUGUGAAGAAGAAACCCAGCACGUCCCUAUUUGGCGUGGGCACUGUUCUGGGCUCAAUCAGUAUCGCUGGUCAUGAGAAGGUAGCACCCUCUCCCGAAGUUCGGGGCUAUGGUUUCAUUGGUACCCCGGUGCCUAGGCCCGGAGAAGGGGACGGCUUGGGGGGUGUGGGUUUGGCGGGGGACGAGUCGCCUAUGAUGACAUGGGGCUCCAUUGAAGACACACCGUUUAGGAUAGAAACCGAAGCCACGCCAGGUGUGUACUGCUUUGUGCAGCUGUAUAUUAAUACAACAUUCUAUCAGCGUGUGCUUAUAGCCUUGCUAUAUGCACAUGUGUAG
This is a messenger RNA of Sphaeroforma arctica JP610, 1095 nucleotides long. RefSeq lists its product as hypothetical. Gene Ontology annotation, cellular component: catalytic step 2 spliceosome. The transcript has 6 exons. The coding region runs from base 1 to 1095 and encodes 364 amino acids. The record is from RefSeq and is a predicted model, not a curated record. NCBI's taxonomy places the organism in Eukaryota, Ichthyosporea, Ichthyophonida.